Molecule: messenger RNA, 1182 nt
Organism: Callorhinchus milii (elephant shark)
Lineage: Eukaryota; Metazoa; Chordata; Chondrichthyes; Chimaeriformes; Callorhinchidae
Product: RING finger protein 44
Exons: 4
Coding region: 221-586 (121 amino acids)
Source: RefSeq, a predicted model, not a curated record
UGAGUAAAUGCAAUUUGUUGUUGUUGUUGGUGAGUCUUCGAGCCGGGAUAUUCGGGGAGAUGAUGGGGGGGGACGGCGUGGGAGGAACCUGUAGGCAGGGAUGUGUGUGUGUGUGUGUGUGUGUGUGUGCACGUCCUUAUUCACCGCUGUGGUUUGUGCUCGCACACGCAUGUGCGCGCAGAGAGAGUAAAUAUGCCCCUUGUUUCCAUGUCACAGAUCGAUGCUUCCAGUGCCUCCUGCGGUGGGACCAGCCAUUAGUGUGGAGCUGGAGGUCGAGGAUGUGGAGGUGGAAAACUACGAGGCGCUGCUAAACCUGGCCGAGCGACUGGGCGAGGCGAAGCCACGAGGGCUCACCAAAGCAGAUAUAGAGCAGCUUCCGUCCUACAGGUUCAACCCUGAAAAUCACCAGUCAGAACAAACUUUGUGCGUCGUAUGCUUUAGUGAUUUUGAGUCCAGGCAGCUACUUAGAGUCUUACCCUGCAACCACGAGUUCCACACGAAAUGUGUUGACAAAUGGCUGAAGACCAAUCGUACUUGUCCAAUCUGUCGAGCUGACGCUUCAGAAGUCCACCGAGAUUUAGAGUAAAAAGAAAAAGCCAUUUCAGCAGCACAAUUGUCGGAGACGUUACCGAGGUGACGUGUGGUGGGGGGGGGGAGGAGAGGGGAAGAGUGCAUUCUUGCCCCCACCCGCUCACCCGUGUUACCUUAAGCCUUCCCCUAUAACAGCAGCAAUCUAGGAUCUUACGCGGAGUCCUGUUACCUCUGUUUGCACCGUGCGAUUUUUGACGACAUCAGCGAUCACCAGUAUCUUCGCUUAGACAAACAACGCGCGUGUCUGGAGAUGUGUUGUCCUAACAUUGUGUUCCGAGCUCCAAAGAUUUUAACCUGCGUGUACUUUGAUGUGUAUUAACAUUUUAUAGUUUGAUCAUUCCAAGUAUUGACACAAUAGUCAAGAGGAGGGGAGGGGUAGGGAAUUGGUAUGAUUUUGUCACGUUCCCCCCUCUCCCCCGCAUCCCCCCCUCCCCCCUUCGAGCAGAAGACAGUAGACGGAAGGAAGACAAUGGGGGUGAUUGUACACCCAGUAAAACCCUCCAACAGUGUACUGUACUGAUGGGGCGAAGUGGGAUGCCUGGGAAUUUUUUUUCCCGCACGCACGUGCGUGUGUAUGUGCGUGUGUAUGUG